AGGUGCAAAGAAGCUAUGCUUGGGAUUAGAUAUCAUAUGCGCCUAAUGGGUGAGGCUACAGGUGUUCCUAUUGAACCAGAAUCACAAACGAAACUUUUAGAUGCUACACUGAACUUGGAAGGAGUGUUGUUGGCUGGAGUUCCAGGAGCAGGAGGAUUUGAUGCUGUCUUUGCUGUUACUUUGGGAGAUUCAAGCAGCAAUGUGACAAAAAUAUGGAGCUCACUCAAUGUUCUUGCCCUUCUGGUUAAAGAAGAUCCUUAUGGCGUUUCUUUAGAAAGUGCUGACCCUAGAACAAAUGAAAUCACUUCAGCUGUAUCUUCAAUUCAUAUUGAAUAAUUUAUUGUAAAUAUUGUUUAUUUUUAAUACGAUGAAUUUGUUUAUUUUUUGAAAUA
Molecule: messenger RNA, 392 nt
Organism: Arachis ipaensis
Lineage: Eukaryota; Viridiplantae; Streptophyta; Magnoliopsida; Fabales; Fabaceae
Product: phosphomevalonate kinase, peroxisomal
Biological process (GO): isopentenyl diphosphate biosynthetic process, mevalonate pathway
Cellular component (GO): peroxisome
Molecular function (GO): phosphomevalonate kinase activity
Source: RefSeq, a predicted model, not a curated record